Molecule: messenger RNA, 11578 nt
Organism: Spirodela intermedia
Lineage: Eukaryota; Viridiplantae; Streptophyta; Magnoliopsida; Alismatales; Araceae
Source: the annotation of a GenBank genome assembly
AUGAGCAGCGGGCGAUGCUACCGGCGGAAGAUGAUGGGGAGGGGGGCGGAGGGGGGGUGCGGGACAGAAGAGAAGCCCUGCCCCGUGUCGAGGGCGUCCUCGAAUGCCGCGGCGAGCACGGCCACCAGGGUGGGAGGAGUCAACGUCUACGUGCAGGCUAGGAAAGCGCUCUGCGAGCACUCUCCCUUCGACGAACCGGAGGAGCUCGCAAGGGUUUCGACGUUGCCGGUCGGAUUGGCGACGUCCCUGUUCAAGAGCUCGGAUGGCCGCAGGAAGCACAAGAAGUUGCAUUCGGAUUCCGUCAAGAAGGUCCCCUCAGCGCAGCAGGCGCCGGAGGUGUGGAGCCUGUGGACUGAAACUGAGGAAUACUUCCGGCCUAUCACCUUGGCCGAUGUUGACAAGUUGGCGGUUAAUUGGCAGUUUGGUGGGUCCUCUCCGCAUAGUUGCUUCACCAUGCCGAUUUCUCGGAGUUUGCCAAAGCAGGAGCUCCAAAGAGCAAUAAUCGCUCCUGCACCUGUGUGUGCUGCUAAUGGUACAGAGACGGCGGCCGUGGUGAGGGAAAAAUUGGAUGCCGACUAUCAAGAAGAGCCCCAGCGGGUGCAAGAAACUAUGGUCAACAUGGUCAAGAUUGAAAGUACCGCUGGUGGCGUGUCAGCAGAGAAAGAUGGGGAUUUGGGGGUUGAUACUUCCAUUAAUUGGAUCUUGGGUUCCAAACAUAGGACACUCCUUGGUUCAGAGGGGCGCCCUAACAAGAAACGGAAACUUAUUGGCGGUGAUUCAGGGCUAAGAAGAUUGCUGCUACUUCCAAAUGCACAGGCAGAAGACCUGAGAAUCUGUGAUUACUGUUGUUUAGGGGACAAUAGUGAUGGACUGAAUAGACUACUACAGUGCAAUUCCUGUAAGGUUUCGGUGCACAUGAAGUGCUAUGGUGUGCUGGAUGCUCCUCAGGGUACAUGGUUAUGCUCAUGGUGCAGACAAUCCGAGGCAACAAAUAAUGAGAACAAGGAUGGUGACGGGCCUUGCUUGCUUUGUCCAAAGAGGGGCGGUGCUCUAAAAAUGGUGGGGACAAACAUAGAUCAGAGUGGGCGUACCUUGAAAUUUGCACACCUAUUCUGCAGUCUUUGGAUGCCUGAGGUUAGUAUUGGUAAUAUUGAGACAAUGGAACCAAUUAUGAAUACAGAAGGAGUUCACGAGACAAGGAAAAGACUGAUAUGCAGUAUAUGUAAGGUGAAGCAGGGUGCCUGCAUACGGUGUAGCCAUGGUAUGGCUUUCUGCCUGUAUAUGUUUGGUGCUUGAUAGAAGUUGAUGUAAAAAAUUAUAGUCGCUUACAUUAAUUCUUCGUCUGUAUUCUAAAAUAUCUUAGUAUAUAGCAUGGCAUAAUGUCUCUUUUUCUGUUUGUUUGUUUAACAAGGUAUGUUGCUAUAAGGGGUUUAGUAUUCUCACCCUGGGUUUUAGUUCUGUCUAAUGGUCACGAAUAUUGCUAUUUUGAUAUGGAAGCUAUUUAUAUUCCUAUCGUGAGAGAUACCUUUAGAUAAUAUACCCAUAGAGAACGGGAAUUGCUUUGGAAGUUAUCAUUAUAUACCCCGGGAAACUGGUGCUUCUACGUUGGAGAAAUGGGUAUUCAGGUUAUUUGAACCUAUUUGUUAAGCGGGAGAACUGAAGUAAAUUUAUGAAAAAUAGAGAUAAACCAAUUUUGAAUCAGGAAGUGGUGGAAAAUUCUUAAUGACAGUCUCUGAAUUAGGCGAAAAGAAAAGAUAGCUUUUACUUUGUUGACUUCAAACUUAAGUAAUUCCAACGUUUUACCUAGUAGGGAGCCGUCAAAUUACAACAUUUUUGGCUUUGUAAUUUAUUUAUUCUCUCUUUUUAUUAUUAUAGAAUGUUGAAAAUUUAAACGUGACUGCAGUUGUGGUACCGAAAAGAAACUUCUGUUAAGAAAUGAUAGUCCUGUGUGGAACAUGUUGGCAAUGAUAGUAAGAGGCGAAAGUGGAGUGAAAAAAAUCGGCUGCUCGGAUAACAUAAAAUUUGGCCUCAGAGAAUAAAAUAUAAAUUUUGGCAAUGAAAGUUCGUGCUUCACAUUUUAUCUAAGAUUCCUAGCUAUUGUCUUCUUUCUGCUGUCAGAAACGGUAGAUGCGGAUGUGAUUAAGGCGGAGAAUAGAGUGAGUCAACAGUAAUAGAAAUGAACAAAGGAGAAGAAAAAGUUCUUCUUAUUUUCCUCCUAUUUGUCAUGAUGUUCUAUUCCUGGAAGAUUGAUCUUCUACAUCUACCUCCUACUUUUGAUCUGAAAAGUCGCAUUAUUGGUCAAAGGCUAGGUUUAUAAUAAUCGAGGCCCAGAUCAGUAUGAUCGUCUGUUUGCUUUGGGCCAAUGACAGGUUUCCAGCAUUUCCCCUUUUUCGUUUGUAGGGAGUCCAAUGUUCCAUUGAUAUUUUUGAUUUGAAGAGUGAUAUGUGGUUUUACGAUUUGUUAAAAUUCCUUUUCUGAAGAGUGUGUGAGUCAAAAAUAUUCGUUUGAUUAAUCUAAAAAUUUUCUAGGUGUCCGUUCUCUUGGUUUUGUCUUCAGUUGAGUUGUUAUUGGAGUGUUUAUGUGGAUUUGGUGAAGUCCAAUGAAUCAUUGAAUUUCAUAUUCAGUAAUGUCUUUUUUAACGCUAAUGUUCCGUUUCGUCACUUUUUAGCCCACUCUAAUGGCGUUAGAUACGGAGUAGGGUUUAAAUUAUAUUACGAAGAGUUCAUUAUUCUUGCCAUCCAUGCUACAAAACUCUCCAUCAUGGGAAAGGUGGACGCAGACAUUUUUUAUCCUUUGUUUUAAGACGAUUUUCCUCUUUCUAUGUUAUUAUUUUUCCUUCAAAUCCCUCCCAUAAUGGGAGAUGUUCGUCAAGAUUUUUCAAUUGUUCAAAGCAAGUGUGUUUUCUUGGAGCCCAAAAAGAUGUUAUUGAUUGUGCCUUGUGGCAUGCGGGAUCAUUAAUUUGUUGGCGUCAGAUUGUUUAUAGUGUCGUGCAUUUCCAAGUUGGUAAUCAUUAAAAAGAAACUAUUGCUAUUUUCAAUUGUUGAAAACUAUUUAUCAGUUUCAAUCAGCAUUUGGCAUGUUUGGACUGGAGGGAGAGUCUAUUACAUGCUAUUUUCUAUUCUAUCUAGAGGAACAUAAAUUAUUGCAAGUUCGGGUAUAAAUAGAAAAUGUACGAUAAAUUAUCUGCGUGGUUUUAUUGUAUGGGUCUAAAUAUUCUAGCUCAGUGAAAAUGGGAGAUAUCAUUUGAGCUCGCCUGGUGAACUUUGUCAAGCACAGCAAUAACUUGUGCCUAUAGGCUAGAUCUGUCUUUUUUUCCAGGUUGUGAUUGUAUUUACUGAUGUUAUUUUGUCUACUUUGAUACGAGCAGCUUGAUUUUCUUGCAUGAUUCAGCUUUUUCAUAUGGCGGUAAAUGAUACAGUUACAUUAGUAUGCCAAUGUAUUUUUAGUUUAGGGGUAUUGCGACUUUUUUCUCAUUUUAUCAUGUACCUUUCAUGAUGCCAAUAGUUUCUUUAUGCUUUCAGGAGCAUGUCGAACAUCUUUCCAUCCAGUCUGUGCAAGGGAUGCAAAACUACGGAUGGAAAUUUGGGGAAAGGGUUGUGAUGAUGUAAGCUCUUUCUUCCAAUACUCACCUCUUCAUCUUUCACCAAUGGAGGUUGUCCAUCAGUUUAAGUUGAACUUGGCCUUAUAUGCAGGUUGAAUUGCUUGUUUUUUGUGCGAGGCACUCCAGUCUUCAUGAUGGUUUUGCUGUUCAAAAUUCUGAAAAUUUAUCUGGAACUGAUCUCGAUUGUUCUUUGGCGUCCAAUUUGUUGUCUGUGCCUUCAAUGAACAAAGUCCAAAAGAUAAGAAUCACUUGCAAAGACAGAGACAAAAGUUCAGGACGAGAAAAUUCAAGUUUUCAAUCAGUGACCGAUAAUGAGGUUGCUUCAGAGCAGGACUCGACAAUCAGAGUUAAAUCCAACAGUAGCAAUUCCUCGUUAAGUGAGAUGACAUUAACUAAUGAACAGUCUUGUGAUAUGGAUAAUGGGUCAUCAGAUAUCAAUGAUCUUGUGAUGAUUCUCAAGAAGGUAAUCUUGAAAGGCUCCCUUUCAUUUUCAUACUUUUUACUAGUAAACGGCAGCAUAAAAGUGAAUGUCUCAAUGAGUUGUUUUUUUCCCUUGCAAUAUAUUUUUAUUUUAUUGGCAGUUGUCAGAUCGAGGGAAAAUAAGAGUGGCUGAUGUUGCCUUGGAGAUGGGAAUUCCAUUUGAUUCACUGGACUCAGUUCUAGCGGUAGAUGCUUAUGUAUCACUUUUUGUCUGUUCUGACCUUUAUUAAGAUGUUUAUUUCUCAAUUUUUUUAUUCUUUAUCUGCAGGGUCAAACUUCUUCUAUUUCAUCUGAAUUGAAGUUGAAAGUAGUUAGAUGGUUUCAAGAUUAUGUUCACUUGGGUGGCCCCUUGAGACAUUUGAACUCUGCUAAUGGAGGCAGAUUGUCAUCAAGUGCAACAGAAGAAAGGGAUUGUGGACCAGAAACUGCAAAAGUUGGGGACUCUGGGGCACUUGGUUCUGUACUUGUUAAGUCGCUACCAUCACGAAGAAGGACAAAAAGUGACGUUAGGGUUCUGAACGAUAAUAAAGUAGUAUGCCCCACUGGGGAUACAUUUAUCAAUGAAAGUUGUAAUGUCAAAAUGUUCAAUGCCGCUACUAGCAUUGACAAGGAAGAUGCAGGAGAUGCUGCCUACUGUGCACCUCCUUUUCAUGAAACGGAUUAUUCCAGUAAAGUGAGAGAGAUUUUGAAAAAGGUUGUUUUCUCAUUUAAUGCCUUCAUUUGCUAUUUUCAUGAAUAUUUAAAGAUAUUAAAUGUCUUCUAAGGAUUUUCUUUUCAAACUGGAAUACUUUCGACUUCUGAUGGUGAAUGAUAAUAAUGACAUUGUAAUUUAUGUUGGGUUUAUUCGAACUUAUUCAUCAUAGUUAUUAGUUCAUUAUUACGGAAAAAUAAUCUUCAAUAUUAUGUGUCCUUGCAUUUUUUUAAAUUGUUUUCUUUGUUUACUAUUUUCAUCAAAUCACUUUAAAUGUAUUGUUGUCUCCGCCUCUGUGACAUUUGUGACUGUGUAAUAAGCAUCAAGAGGGAUUAAUCUGAUCUAAUCAGAAUCAGAAAUCAUAUCAGGCUAAUUGGUCUAUGUAAGGGACGGGAAAGCAAGGUUCAAGAAAUGAAAACUGUUAGAUUUUGAAGCUCUUAUGUCAUAUAUGUUAUAUUUAUUGAAACAGUUCGGGUUCUUUUAGCUGUAGAACAUAAAGAGCUGUUGGUGCCAUCUCAUUCCUUUAUUUCUUCAUAUUGGUUGGCAAUGUACGACAAUCUUUUCUUCAUUAAUUUUCUCUACAGAUAAGUUCUUAAAAGGCUUGGGUUUCUCCUGUGUAUCAUUUAUGGGCGUUUGGCUUAUAACGUUUUAAACUUCCCUAACUUUGCAGUGUUUAUGAUUAACGUUUCUUGAAAAAAAUUAAUUUGGUCGAAUCGAUAUUUCCUUCCAAGGGGUGAAGCUUAACGUCUUCAUCAUUAACAUAGUCAUUUGUAAGCUAAACUUUUCAGUUAUUCUUCGUUUUGCACAUGGAGAAUAUAUUUAUCUGUUAAUCUUUGUUCUUCAGAUGGAAGAGGGAGCUUCUUGGUGUUCAGAAGUCAAUUCUUCGGUUCAGCAGCCUCAACAAUCCAAUGGUAAUCUUUGCUCGUUUUUUCUUUACUAAGGAACUCGUUCUAUCAUUUGAAUCAGUAAAGAUUCCAAGCUUCUGAGAGCACGUCCAAGUCGUCCUUACUUAACAAGAAGCAUGCAAAUCACUGUUGAUACCUGAGAUCCGGUCUCUUGGUUUAUGACUAUAAAAAUCCUAACCUUGUUGCAGUCAAAACAUGACAUAUAAUCUCGACUUUCUGCUUGGUGCUUUCUGUUUAUCCUUCAUGCAUUAUAAAUAGUUCGGAGUUGAUGUGGAACUUUAAUACUUCUUUAUUCUGUUUUUAACAAAGCAAGUCUCUCAGUAAGGUAGCCAUUAUUAUGGCACUAGCUGUGGUUCAUUUGAUUUAGAAGUCAACAUGCUUCGUUGGGCUCUUAUCAUUUGGAAUUGAUGUCUUGGUUUUAGUGUUUUUUGUUUUUGUCAUCUGUCUUUAGUACUCGGUGUUGACUUACAAAUCAGCUGAUAUUAUUUUGGAAUAAAAACCUGCUCGUUGUGCAUAUUAAAGUGGUAAGUGCUUCAUAUGUUUAAUGCAUAUAUUUACUUCUCAUAUUAUGUCAUAGAGCAAUGCCAUAGUUUUAUCUUUGGGAUUCAGUUUGUUUUUGAACGAGGCCUCCUUAUCAGAACUUAAGCCUACAAGUAGAAUCCCAAGGAUGACAAGUUUCUGCAAUCUGAUGGUUCAUCGACUAAAUAUUAAUACGCAUACCUACCUUAGUGUUGUGUGAACUUUAAGGUUCGCACUAAAAUGUUUUCCAUACCUUCGUCAGAUAAUGUGCAAUAAUAAUGCUGUUAAAUUUUUCUCUGAUUGAAUCGUUCAUUUUUCCGUAUCACCUUGAUCUCUUGAUUCAUUUGCUAUGUAGGAAAUCUUCUGUUGCCGCAGUGCCAAGAUUCACAAGUGUGUCAUCAGCAGCAUCCUAUUGUCCAAGAAAUGCCAUCUUUUUGUUCUGGUGUUAAUCAGGAUGCGAAGCUUUGUAGUAUUGCGCAAAAUUCAGGCGAUGCAAGCACACAGGAGCAAUCAGAAUGCGAGGUUCCUACAGUUACUGCUGGUGCUUUUGCCCCAAAGUGAGAUUUUCAGAAAUUGCUUAUUAUUUAUCUAUUUCACCUCAUUUUAUUGGUUUUGACAUGUGUGGCGGCUUGAAUUUUUUCAAUGGUUUUGCAGUGGACCGCAUCCCGGUUCUAGGGUACACCCAUUUAUUCAGAAAAAGUUGACAAAAAUAAACCACUUUUUAAGUUGUAAGGAGGACAUCUCAGAAGCUUUUUCUGGCGGUACAUUUUGACGUAAUAUUUUCGAUGGGAAUAAAAAUUGAAAUUCUUUUUAUGUCUAUUACUUCUAUUUUGGCAGGUCGGGACGAAGUUACAUCAUUCAUGGAGACAGAUUUGUCAAUGAAAAACUGUUCAAACCAGCAGUCAACACAUUCUGUGUGUGCUAGCCAUAGUCCUUUGAACGACGCGAAUUUUGACCCAUUGGCUAGAGCCAGGGGUGUAGAUAUCAUAGGAUUUUCUCCUGAAGAUGAAGUAGAAGGGGAGAUUCUUUAUUUACAGAAUAAGCUGCUCAACACUGUUGUUGUAAUCAAGCAAAGAUGUGGUCAGAUAUCCUUCCUUUUAUUUUAUCUUUCUCAAAGUAUUUUCUUUCUUCAGCCUUUUUAAUAUAUAGCUUUUCUAAAUUCUUUUUUACUUUUUUCUAACUUGGAAACCAUUCAGAUUUUAUCGUCUUAGUGGAUUCCACAUUUCCUUUUCUAUUGAUGGAAUGAUAUUUUUUGUUUUUUAAAACUUAUCAGGACACGAAUUCUUUCAUUCAGUAUCUGUGAAUAUCAAAUCAGGUUGUCCGUAAAAUAUUCUCCCUUUAUUUAUUUCAUGAUAAAAUGGUUAGAAAUUAUUGCCUCAUCUUUGGGCGGAUGUGAGUGGAUGUGCCACAGAUUUUAGGCCAGAUGUGGGUAACUAUGUGAAAGGCGUUACCCUUUUUUUAGGCUGUUGACAUUGUUUUCGUGAUAUUGUUGUUUAACUGUAGCAAAUCAAUCGCAGUUUUUUCCUUCUGUCUUUACUUGUUGGGAUUAUUAGUGUAUGAUGCCAGUAUGAUCCCAUGUGCUAUAUUUUUUAACGUUGUUAUUUAACUUUACAGAAAAGUUGAUGCAUAGGGUUCUUAGGCGUCUUCCUGAAGAGCUUGAUUCUUUGAAGAAACGGAGAUGGGAUUUAGUGGCUGUCAACCAAUAUUUGCGUCAUCUGAAGGAAGCCAAGAAACGUGGAAGGAAGGAGAAGAGACACAAGGAAUAUCAGGCUGCACUUGCUGCUGCUGCCGCUGCUGCUAUUGAAACAUCUUCACGGGUGUCAUCCCACAGGAAGGAAACAAAUGAUGUGCUCCUCUCUUCCCAAGAGGUGAUAAUCAUAUUUUUCGGUUGUUUUAUGCAGCUGUUCAUUAUAUAUAUAAUUGGGCGUUUGGUUGCAUUCUGUGUUGUCGGUAGAUUAUUAUGAGUCAUGUGAAUCCUCAUCCGAGUUUGCUUUUUCUCUGUUUUCCUUGUUUCUUUGUCUUCUCACAUCAAGGUAACAUAUCGUUUCUGAGUUUUGGAUUUACACAAUAGGUGCUAAACAACAUCCGCAAUGUUUUUCAAUAAAUGUUGUGAAGGUUGACGCUGGAGCUGGGAGGAUUGGUACUCCGGCUUCUCAAGUGAAGGAGAUACAUUUGAAGUUAGCAACUCCAAAAGUUGCAUUGGAAAAGCAGUCUGAUAUUAAUGAAGAAUUGUGUGAUAUCUGUGGACGAGCUGAGACGAUGUUGAGCCGGAUCUUUAUUUGUGGCGGGUGCAAGGUAUUUUAAAUUCUUGAUGUUAUUCUUUUACUUUUUUGUGAUAUCUGUAACUCCUAUCUCUGUGAAUUUUUUGCAUAGGUUGCAGUCCACUUGGACUGUUACCGAAGACCUAGGAGUCCUAUAAGCUCCUGGUCUUGUGAAGUCUGUGAAGAAUCUUGUGUGGCUGAGUGCGGUCUAUGCGGUGGUACUGCUGGUGCUUUUAGAAAAACUGCAAAUGGGCAAUGGGUUCACAACCUCUGUGCAGAGGUAGUUGAGAUUAAUAUCUAUCCAGUAAUAUUUUGAAUAAACAGUCUCUCCAUUUUUUUAACUUCUCUGGGCGUGUAUGCUUGUUUGACUUCUUACGGAUUUGCACUUCAGUGGGUCCUUGAAACAACUUUCAGACGAGGACAAGAAAAUCAUGUUGAAGGAAUGGUAAGCUUUUUCUCAUGUUCAAGUUCUUUCUAUUUCUUAUAUGCACUGUCUUUGUUCCCUUAACAUCAAAAUGUCAUGUAUAUUUUCUGUACGAUUCAUGUAUUAUAACCAUCCUGGUCAUAACCAUUGUUUCCGCAUUUCCAUAAUUUGUGUUUUGUGACCAUUUGUCAGGAGGUGGCUUUGAGAGACAAGGAGUUGUUAAGUUGUGGCAUAUGCCAUCAGAAGAUUGGCGUAUGCAUAAAGGUUAGUGUUGUUGCGUGGUUUUCCAUUUUCUGGUAUUUGCCCCCUUUUUCCCACAAUGAAAUUAAUCAUAAUUUUUAAAAACUUAUAUCUUGCAGUGUAGUCAUGGAGACUGUCACGUUGCAUUUCAUCCAUUUUGUGCUAAAAGGGUUGGCCUGCUCGUGAGUGUGAGAAACAUCAAUGGGAAAGUGCAUCAUAAGGCGUAUUGUGAAAAACACGGGACUGAACAAAGACUUAAGGUUAAUAUAUCCUUUUAUAUAGGAUAAUUAUGCGAGGAUGCCUUAUGUUUUUCGUAAUAUCAUUUAUUAAUCUUUCGUUAUUCAGGCUGAUAUUCAGCAGUAUAGCACAGAGGAGCUCAGGAGCAUUAAACAGAUUCGGGUGAGAUGACGAUUUCCAAUCAUGUCUUUUACUUUGCUGAGCUCAUGCUGUUGUUUUUAGUGAAGUUAUGCAUGUGUAAUUCGUUCUUUACUUGGUUAAUGUUUUUACAAUAUAAUCAAAGGGAGGCGAAUCAACGACUAGAGUGAUAACUGAUGAUCAGAGCGUUUUGGUGAGAAGUUGCUUCAUUCUACUGUUCUUGAACAGUAAAUCUACCUUAUCAAGUUUUGAUUGACAGACUCUUUUUGUCUUUCAGACCUAGAUACGAAUGACAGAAAUAUCAGUAAUUUUCUAAAAUCUCAAUUUACAUAAGUAACUCAGUUUUGUCUGAGUCAUUUACGAGAGCUGGUGAGCAGGACCUAAACCUUAUUCUUCAUUUCGUUUGCUGAGAGAGAUCGAGAGUUGCCUCAGAAAAAGGCCCAAUUCCUCAAUAGGAAGUUGCAGUUUGGGUGAAGUAACCUUAAUUUUAUGGUUAGGUAGCCACGUGCUCAAAAUAUUUUUUUAGGAAUGAACCUUCAAUUUAUUACUGUUUUAAAUUAUAUAUAUGUAUGAAAACAGAUCCCUCUGCACCCUGGAAAUUAUAUAGACAUCUUGCUCAAUUAUUUUUUCUCAUAUGCUAUUUGGAGAAUUGUGUACUGAUAUGAGAAAGUUAUGCGAUUAAGGUUUCUGAUUUGCGCUGCCAUUUGAAAUCCCUUGGUAGGUUGAACUGGAGAAAGUCCGCCUCCUUUGUGAGAGAAUCAUCAGAAGAGAAAAGCUAAAGGUAUAUGUUUGGUUUUGCUGACUAAUGACAUCAUCUAGCGAUAUGAUUUGGGUUAAUUCAAUGCUUUGAUCCAUCAUGAUUUUACUUAAUCUUGAUUUUAUGAUUUGGACGAACUUUUGUUUUUAGAAUUUUGGAAGACGGUGCUGAAGCAUAGACAUGAAAUAAAGAAGUGCAUUACUUUUGUCAACGAAAAGCUAGUCAUUGCUUUUUUAAUGCAUGAUGCACUAAUUUAUGAUUUUUUUUGAACAAAACAUAGAAACUUAUCAGCUUUGACAAACUUUCUCAUACUGCACUCCUAUUUAUUUUUUUAGAUCCUGCAGUUUUAUAGUUCAUGGUUUCUUUACACACAGACAUCUCUGUGACUGACUUCUAUGCAAAUCUUUAAUUUCUGUUUUAUGCAAGAAUUCUGUUGUUUUUAUCUGUUUAAGCUGUAGAAUUUAAAAGACUCAGAAAGCUUCUAGUUUUAUUUUCAUGGGUUCUUCAUUUGAAUCAGUUUGAACAUGCAAAUAAAUUCGAAAAUGGCAUUGCAUUUAUUUCAAGGUGAAAAUAUCACCAUUUUCAUUUUGUUUAAAGCCCGAGUGAAACCCACCAGUCUAGAAAUAUUGUUGAUAGAUUUGGAUGCCCUAAUAUUUUACGCCAUUACAUGCUUUUCUAACGUGAUGAGUGUUUUGCAGCGAGAUCUGGUGCUCUGUUCGCAUGAUAUUCUUGCUGCAAGGAGGGAUUAUGUCGCCUUCUCAUUGCUCGUAGACUCGUCCUCCUUUGUACCUGGUGUCAGUUCAGAGUCAGCCACUACUUCUAUAAAUAACAGGUCCUACAGUGACACACUUCAAAGAUCAGAUGACGUUACAGUGGACAGCUCUGUUUCUGUCAAACGCAAGGCUAGGCUUCCUGUAAAACAGGAUCUUGACGGAAAGACAGAUGGCAGCCACACAUCCCAACUAGCUUCGGCCAGGAAGGGAGCCGAUAGAAUGGCAUCUUCUGGGAGGCCAGUCCCCAAGAGACCAGCGCCCGUCUCCUCUCACAGCUCUGUGGCCAGGGAAAAGAGGCUUAAGCCUAGGAAGGUAACUGAGAAAUAUGAUGUGUAAAGAAGCUUGAUGUCUCUUUUUGGAGAAACUUGAUGCAUUUUGACUUGGUUCUUCUCGCAGCACAUGGAGAUCUUUCAGAAGGAAGUUGUGAUGACUUCCGACCAAGCAUCAAUUCAAAAUAAGCGGUUACCCAAAGGAUUUGUAUAUGUCCCUGUUGAUUCCCUUCCAAACUCCCAUGGCGUGGAGACUCUGGAGCCACGAAGGCCGGAUGGGUAG